AUGGCCUCUUCUGCCCCCCAAUUGAGGUCUCUCUCCGAGGAAUUCUCCUGCCCCGUGUGCCUGGACUGGCUGCAGGAUCCCGUCACCCUGCCCUGCGGCCACGUCUACUGCCAGGGCUGCAUCGAGACAACGUGGGGCACCCUGGGUAUCCCCCCUGCCUGCCCUGAAUGCCGGGAGCCCUGUCCCGACAGGAGAUAUGCCCCCUGCAGGCUGCUGACGAAGCUGAUCGACCAGGCCAGGGGGCUGAGCCCUGGUGGGGCAGAGGAGGGGGCGCGCCCAGGGGGCAGGUGCCAGGAGCACAGCGAACCCUGGAGGGUGGCAGGUGGGGCAUUCGCCGGUGAGCUCUGCAGGGAACCAGUCACAUACGAAAAUCUCCGGUUCCUCCCCAUCCACCAGGCCACUGGGCAGCAUCAGGAGGAGCUGUCCUCAGCCAUAGCCCAGCUGGAGUCUAGCCUCGCUGGGGUCCUGAAGCUGAAGACGGAGAAGGAAGAGAGGAUUUGGAACCACCAGGCGACGGUGCUCAGCCUGGAGGAUCACAUCUCCUCGGAGUUCGGGAAGCUGCGGGGCUGGCUGGCCACGCGGGAGGAGGAGUGGCAGGAUCAGCUGCGGCGGGCGGGCAGAGCCCAGCUGCGUGCGAUGCAGAGGAACCUGCAGGAGCUGGCGGGGAGAUGCCAGGCAGCCCAGGAGAUGCUCACCGAGGCCCAGGCCCGCCUGCCCCAGCAGAACACCAUGGAGUUCCUGACAGACAUAAAAUCUUCCCUGGACUGGAUGAAACAGCAACCGGCUACCCCUUGUGGGCUGAAUACGGGGUCCCUAUCACAGACUCUGGGGCAAUUCAAAGGGCCGAUCCAGUAUACUGCCUGGAAGGAAAUGAAAUCCAUCCUCAACAUAGAUCUCCCCCGGGUGACGCUGGAUCCCGCCACGGCUCAUCCCUGCCUGGUUCUCUCGGAGGAUCGCACCUGGGUCCGGGAUGGCCCCCUUCGCCGGCCCCUCCCCGACACUCCCGCCCGCUUCGAUUUCUGCGUGGCUGUGCUGGGCGCAGGGGCGUUCGCCUCUGGGAGGCGCUACUGGGAGGUGGAAGUCGGGGAGAAGCCGGCAUGGACGCUGGGCGUGGUCCAUGCCUCUGUCAGCCGCAAAGGGAAGAUCCAUGCCUCCCCCAGCAAGGGAUUCUGGGUCAUUCGGCUCCGGGGCGGGGCCGAGCUCAUGGCUAAGGACACGCCCCCAAUGGUGCUCCACCCCCAGGCCCUGCCCCACAGGAUUGGGGUGUACCUGGACUACGAAGGGGGCCAGGUUUCCUUCUAUGAUGCCCAGGGCAUGGCCCACCUCUAUACGUUCAGUGCCCGGUUUGCAGAGAGUGUGUAUCCCUAUUUCUGUCCCGGGCUCUACGAUUCGGGGGGAAAUGCUACCCCCCUGAAAAUCUGCCCCUUGCCCUGA
Molecule: messenger RNA, 1434 nt
Organism: Trachemys scripta elegans
Lineage: Eukaryota; Metazoa; Chordata; Testudines; Emydidae
Product: nuclear factor 7, brain-like
Exons: 6
Coding region: 1-1434 (477 amino acids)
Molecular function (GO): protein binding
Source: RefSeq, a predicted model, not a curated record